Molecule: messenger RNA, 825 nt
Organism: Aspergillus luchuensis
Lineage: Eukaryota; Fungi; Ascomycota; Eurotiomycetes; Eurotiales; Aspergillaceae
Product: YoaK family protein
Exons: 2
Coding region: 1-825 (274 amino acids)
Source: RefSeq, a predicted model, not a curated record
AUGUCAGAGCCCUUCCACCCCGCGAAAUCACCGGCUCUCCCGGUCGUGGAAUCCUCCACAAACCCCAAGUCCCCUCAAUCCCAGCAGACGAAAGUGCGCCGACUAAGAGAGACCGUCGAUAGCAACUAUGCCGACAUCAUCUGUAUCAUUCUGUGCUUCGUCACGGGGCUUUGCGACAGCUCCGCGUUCAAUGCGUGGUCAUGCUUCUUAGCUAUGCAAACCGGAAACACCGUCGUCCUCGGCCUCGGCGCCGCCUCCCUCCCCAAAGACGACAGCGACAGCUGGCUAAAAUCCAUCGUGUCAAUCGCCAGCUUCGUGACCGGCUCAUUCAUAUUCAGCUUUGUCGGACGACACCUUGGUCCUGCACGUCGCGGCACGCUCUUCGCCUCCUUCAUGGUCCAAGUGAUUCUCAUCGUGAUUGCCGUCUCCCUGAUCCAGUCUGGACUUAUCGCGGAAUCCGAAGCCGACGUCAUCUCUGGCCACCACCAUGGCGGCAAGCUCCUUGAGCUGAUUCCCAUUGGCUUGUUGGCCUUCCAGUCCUCCGGGUCUAUCAAUAGUACGCGCUCGUUAGGAUUUAAUGAGAUCCCGAGUGUGGUUAUCACGAGCGUGUAUUUUGAUAUUGCGUCGGAUAAGAAUAUCCUGGCUGUGCAGAAUGUUAAGCGGAAUAGGAGAAUUGCGGGCGUGGUGGCUCUGUUGAUUGGAGCUAUUGUGGGCGGUUGGUUGAAUAGGAGCGCUGGCGGGAUGGCGUCGACUUUCUGGUUGGCGGCUGGGAUCAAGUUCCUUAUUGGGUUGGGGUGGUUGGUUUGGAUGCCUGUUAGGAACUAG